UGUAAAUUUCAACCGUUUAAGCUUUUUGAUCUCUUUCCUCGAAACUCGAAACUCGAAAAAAGGAAAGAAGCCAUCCCGUCAUUCGUGGUCGUAGGGGGAUGUCCGAUUUGAAUGUUUGCCAGCUGUGAGAUAAGAUCGCAACGAUCUUCGAAGCUAUUAUGAAAUAAACUUAGUCCUACUUAAUUUUACGUUGUGGAAACCAUCUUUUUUUUUUUUUCAUUCCUUCGUUCGCUCGUUCGAUCGCUCAUUCGAGAUAUUUAUUGUAACGCAGAUUGUUUCAACACGUAAUUCAUCAAUAUAAUCCAUCAAUAUUCAAUGGUUACAUAAAUGUCCUUUAACUUCCUAAACACUGAAUUUAUUCCUCCUUAUCUGUAUACUAGCAUAAACCCGCGCGUCCUGCGUUCCAUCUCACGAUGCCCAAGCACGGCGCGAUCCUAGGAUUUCGACUAGGUCCGCGGCGUAUUUCCUUUCUCCUCGUUAUCGUCGGUUUAUUCGCCCUAUUUACGCUUCUUUUCACACUACCGAACGGCAUCCCGACAGGCCCGAGUCUAUCUAAGUCAAUCGCAGACCAUAAGUUUUCCAUUCCCAAAUACAAGGACAAAUUCUCGUCGAGCAUCCUCAACCCGUUCCGACCGGCGUCGCAUAAGCCUCCGGAGCAGCAGAAUUCGACAUAUGGCGGAAGUUCUUGGUAUUCUAAUUGGAAUUGGAGAAGUCCAUUUUCUUCAUCUAUUACGCUAGAUGAAAACCGCUCUCUCCUCCCACCUUUGCAGGAUAGAGCUCCUAUCUAUUGUUAUUACGACACUACUACUCAGCGAAGUGAAGCUACGAAAGAGGCCGACAGCGCGUUGCUGCUGACAUGGAGACGCGCCUGGUGGGCGCAAGGAUUCAAACCAAUAAUCCUGAGUGCGGCAGAGGCUAUGAACAACCCACUUUAUGACGAACUUCAAAGGCUGGACGUAGAGCCGACCUUCAAGAAGGAUAUAAUGCGGUGGCUCGCGUGGGAGAACAUGGGCGGUGGACUUCUAUCGCAUCAUUUGCUAUUUCCGAUGGCGGCCCAUGAGGAUUCUUUGCUUUCAUUUCUACGAAGGGGGGAGUACCCUGGCUUGACGAGGUGGGAGGGGUUCGACAACGCUUUAUUCGCUGGCCCCAAGGCGCAGAUCGCCGAGGCCAUCACACAAGCCCUUCGUAAUCCUAAGAAAAAGUCGGCUAAAGACUUCAUCGCUGCUGUCACAAGUGAUACAUUUCGUGUAGACCCCUCUCACGAGUCGCUCGCCUUCUACGACUCCAAGACCGUCGAGAAGUCCUACAAAAAGGUCUCGGAUGAGGUUGCGGCAGACCGCGACAAGGGUAUGAAGAGUUUGAACCUCCUCAUAAACUUUCAUUUACACAAUACCUGGCAAGACAACUUCAGCAGCGGCAUUGCUGUCCUCAAGCCUAUGCCAGCUCAUACAUCACAUAUGAUCGAGCCAGCAUUGGAUCUGGCGACGAGGCUUAUCGCCUGUAGCGAAUCCCCGAUGCCAGCAACAUGUCCGCCAAAUCUUCCCAAGUGCACACCUUGUAUUCCGACACAUCCUAUGGGCAUCGCAACGCCGGCUCGCUACCGAAACACUUCCGGUCUCUAUACCAUCGGAACUGUGCCACAUCCAUAUACGUUGCGUACGUUAGAUACCCUGCGCGACAACAUAGACGUGGCCUGGGUCAGACGGGAAAUCAAAAGACGUGACGAAUGGCUGUAUCUAGUCUUCCAGGAGCAUCUGGGCACAGGAAUACCUAGUUCUGUGCGAGCGGUCAAGUUCAAGGACGCUGUGGCUGGUGAUUGGGCAACGUCACACUCCCUCUGGUUGACCGCCGAAAAAGAAUCUCUGCCACUUGACUUGGAUUGGUGGUUCGGAUUCGAGAUCCCGCAGAACACGACGGACGACGGGAAGUCCGAGACGCCAGUCCCCGGCCCGGAGCGUAGACCCAAACCUAAACACAAUCCGGAUGAUGGCCCGAUUGCCUCUGACGAGGAGCUCUCACGCGAGCCCCAUUUCCUAGAGCGAGCUAGGGAGGUGGCAAAGAGUGAAUUGGAAGAGGAUGUGCGCGUGCGUAGCGCCAUGGAAGCUUGGAAUUUGGCCGACACGGAAGCCUGGCGAUUCGCCAGAGCGUUCCUGGCACGUGCUAGGGUGGAAAGGCUGAAAUGGGAGGAGGAAGAGAGCAUAUACGCCGACGGCGUCGGAAGCGACGUCGAGAAGAAACGGGGCGGCGGCUGGUUACGAUGGGGAGAUGAUGACAAGAACGACGAUUGAGAUUACAGGUUUUAAAGAUGAGUGUUCAUGUAUUAUGCAUGGUAAUGAGUGGCUUACUUGGUGGGGGGAGGGGUUGAACGUUUUUUGACACUCGUGGUAGCAUGGAGUUUGCGCGUUAAGGACAUUUUUUAAGAUCUAGAAUCUGACUCCUAGGUAGAUUUACAUCAAGAUCCUGCCGA
This is a messenger RNA of Hypoxylon fragiforme, 2467 nucleotides long. RefSeq lists its product as uncharacterized. Lineage: Eukaryota; Fungi; Ascomycota; Sordariomycetes; Xylariales; Hypoxylaceae. The transcript has a single exon. The coding region runs from base 414 to 2288 and encodes 624 amino acids. The record is from RefSeq and is a predicted model, not a curated record.